GUGCCGUCGGCGCAUUGAAUCUGAAUCUGAAUCUGACGCCGGCCACGCUGCUCAUGAAAAUGGCGCGAACGCCGCAUCUGAAGUCCAGUUUCUCGAUAAAUGCCAUAUUGCCGGAGACGGUGGAGCAGGAUGAGCAGCGGGCGCAGGAGGACCAACAGCAGGCGGCACAAAAGUUUAACAACAACAACAACAACAACAACAAUAACAAUAGCUCACCGCUGGGCUCGGAGCCGGACAGCGACGUGGAAUCGGAUUUGGAUGUGACCUCCAUGUCGCCAGCGCCGCCCGCCGCCGACGACGAACCAGAUGAUGAAGAUGCGGAUGCGGAUGCAGAUGCAGAUGCAGAUGUAGAUGCAGAGGCGGAUGGAGAUGGCGAUGCCGAUGAGGAUGUGGAAUGUGAUAACGAUUCGGAGACGAAAUCAACGGACGGCAAACCCAUCAAGGAUAAGAAGGGCAACGAGAAGCCGCCGUAUAGCUACAAUGCGCUCAUCAUGAUGGCCAUCCGGCAGAGCCAGGAGAAACGGCUGACACUGAAUGGCAUCUACGAGUACAUCAUGACCAAUCAUCCGUAUUAUCGGGACAACAAGCAGGGCUGGCAGAACUCCAUCCGGCACAAUCUCAGCCUGAACAAGUGCUUUGUGAAGGUGCCGCGACACUACGAUGAUCCCGGCAAGGGCAACUACUGGAUGCUGGAUCCAUCCGCGGAGGAUGUCUUCAUUGGCGGCUCCACCGGCAAGCUGCGACGUCGCACCACCGCCGCCAGCCGUUCCCGCCUGGCUGCCUUCAAGCGCUCCCUCAUCGGACCGAUGUUUCCCGGCCUGGCGGCAUAUCCGCAAUUCGGACAGUUCCUCACCUAUCCCCAGGCGGCGCCCAGCCUGCUGGCCAGCAUGUAUCAGCGCUACAAUCCGUUUGCGCCCAAGAGUCCGGCUGCGGCGGCGGGCCUGCUGCCCGGCUGCCCAGUGCCGGGCCCCCCACCGCCGCCGCCGCCGUUCGUCAGCCCCGCCAGCAGCCAGGAGCUGUAUCAACGGCUGCAGUAUCAGCAGCUGCUGCAUCAGCAUGCCGCUGCCGCUGCGCUGGCGGCGCAUCAGAGGCAGCUGAGCGCGGCGUUGCCCACGGCGCCGGCGCCGCAGCCGCACAUGACGCAUCUUGGCCAGCCGCCCUCCUCGCCUAAUCUACAGCAGCAGGGGCAGCAGGGGCAGCAGGGGCACGGGGAGGCCAGCGCCCGUUCGCCGGGUCCGCAGCUGAAGCCCGUCACAGUUGUCAGCCGCAACAGCUGA
Molecule: messenger RNA, 1277 nt
Organism: Drosophila novamexicana
Lineage: Eukaryota; Metazoa; Arthropoda; Insecta; Diptera; Drosophilidae
Gene: slp2
Product: fork head domain transcription factor slp2
Exons: 1
Coding region: 54-1277 (407 amino acids)
Biological process (GO): regulation of transcription by RNA polymerase II
Cellular component (GO): nucleus
Molecular function (GO): DNA-binding transcription factor activity; sequence-specific double-stranded DNA binding
Source: RefSeq, a predicted model, not a curated record